GAGCGAAUGGAAGGUUUCCGGCUGGGCAUGCGUCUUCCUUUUCCACCACCAUUCGAGUGGCACGCCUCUUGAAAGGCGUCAUGACCUGCGUUGUUUCUUUCCUCAAUCCUCAGUUUCUUCCAGUCAUCCAUCAGAGACCGGCGCCGAUCUUCAGCCCCUAGCUGGCUCCCCCGCUUCAUUGGUCACAUACCAGAGACCCUGCAUCUUUCUUCUGCUACCUCGCGUGUAACACAACCUCUGAAGUGGGUUUAGCCAGCAUUUUGCGGGCCACUCCUAGCAUUUCCCGUCUUCACGUGGGCAUAUGAAAUACGCUGACUGGACGAGCAAGAUGCAUAGAAGAACGACAGAACGAAGAAUGCCCUCGUUCUGUCACCACCUCAUGGCGUUCAGCUUCGGUAAACAGAUGAGGACAAGCCAGCCGAAGGGACACGGAUCACCUUAAAAUGGAAGAGACAAAAGGCAGAGUUGCCGACCAUGAACUCCGACAGACCUUCGCCAGAUAGUUCAAGCACUCUCAACAACCAACAGCCAACAUGGCACUCGACCAGUUUACCUAUGUUUUUGUCAUUGGCACCUUCUUUGCCCUGUUGGAUGCCUUCAACAACGGCGCCAACGACGUGGCAAAUGCCUGGGCCACGUCCGUUAGUUCCCGUUCGAUUUCCUAUCGACAGGCCAUGAUCUUUGGCACCAUUUUCGAGAUGUUGGGCGCCAUCACCGUUGGCGCCCGCACGGCCGAGACCAUCAAGAACGGCAUUAUCCCCCACGCUGCCUUCCAAGACAAUGCCGGCGUGCAGAUGCUCGCCUUUACCUGCGCCCUGGCUGGUGCGUCGACCUGGGUCAUGUGGUGCACCCGACACUCGGCUCAUGUCUCCUCGACAUACUCUUUGGUCUCCGCGGUUGCCGGUGUGGGCGUUGCGACAGUCGGCGCAAAACAGGUGCAAUGGGGCUGGAACGACGGCAAGGGCCUGGGUGCCAUCUUCUCUGGGCUCGUCAUGGCACCCGCCAUCUCAGCCGCCUUUGGGGCCACCAUUUUCAUGCUCAUCAAGCUGGUAGUGCACCUGAGAAAGAACCCCGUUCCAUGGGCUGUGUACUCGUCUCCCUUUUUCUUCCUGAUUGCCGGCACCGUUUGCACGCUGUCCAUUGUCUACAAGGGAUCCCCGAAUCUGGGCUUGAACAAGAAACCUGGCUGGUACGUCGCGGCCGUUACCAUGGGUACAGGUGCCGGCGUUGGGAUACUGGCGGCCAUUUUCUUCGUGCCGUUUGUUGAUGCCAAGGUGAUCAAGAAGGAUCAUGGAGUCAAGUGGUGGAUGUUCAUCUACGGGCCUUUACUGUUCAAGAGACCAGAAGUUGCCGUCAUGGAUAGAGCCAACGUUCCAAAUUACGCCGUUGUCCAGGAGGACUCGGGAGAUGAGGAACAGCCCCAGGCCCUUCCCUCCAAGUCCUCACCUACCCCAACGGAGAGCGGAAGCAACCCGGAGAAGAAGCUGGAUCAGGACCCGGAGCUCGGGGAGGCCCCGGUUCAGUUGACAUACAAAGAGAUCCAAGCCCAAGGGGAGCGGAAGCUACACGCCAAGUUGCUCAAAAAGAGGGGUCCCAUGGGCUGGGCCAUGCGCACCCUCCGCGACAACCCGAUGGGACCAGGCCGGAUAUACGAGAUUCACAACAUCCGCAUGUUCCUGAAACGCUUGCCGGCCAUGGUUGUCUGUGGUCUAUUGUAUGGUCUUCACUACGACAUCCACGCCGCUCAGUCGGGAAUAGCAGGCACGCCCGAGGGUGAACGGAUGGCCAGAGUGUACGCCGAGGCCAAGAAGUAUCCGAACGAGGUUGAGCACACAUAUAGCUUUGUCCAGAUUCUGACGGCUUGCACGGCUUCAUUUGCUCAUGGCGCCAACGACAUUGGAAACUCGGUUGGCCCCUGGGCUGUUAUCUACUCUGCCUGGUCGACUGGGAGUGCCGCUGCCAGCAAAGCCGAGGUGCCAAUUUGGCAGCUGGCUGUCUUGUCAGCAACCAUCUCUGUGGGCUUGUUGACAUAUGGCUACAAUAUCAUGAAGGUCAUGGGCAACAAGAUCACAUAUCACUCCCCAAGCAGGGGCUGCUCCAUGGAGAUGGGAGCCGCCAUCACAGUACUCGUGUUCAGCCAGUACUCGCUUCCUGUAUCAACGUCAAUGUGCAUCACUGGUGCCACCGUCGGAGUCGGGCUCUGCAAUGGUACCCUCAAGGCCGUGAACUUUCAGCGGGUCGGCUUGCUGAUGCUCUCCUGGAUUGCGACAAUUCCUAUCGCCGGCACUAUCGGCGGUGUCCUGAUGGGCUUGUUCUUGAAUGCCCCUCACUUUUAAGAGGGUCUGUGACAGCUUCCAUGGUCAAGGUUAAGAUGUAUGGCUGUUGUAAUGUAGUACAUGGGUAGUCAAAUAGACACUUGACAAAUCUACCACAAGUUCGUUUAUUUCUUCCC
Messenger RNA from Podospora bellae-mahoneyi, 2452 nucleotides. RefSeq lists its product as uncharacterized. The transcript has 3 exons. Lineage: Eukaryota; Fungi; Ascomycota; Sordariomycetes; Sordariales; Podosporaceae. Gene Ontology annotation, cellular component: membrane. Bases 534 to 2336 code for a protein of 600 amino acids. Gene Ontology annotation, biological process: phosphate ion transmembrane transport. The record is from RefSeq and is a predicted model, not a curated record.